This is a messenger RNA of Pleuronectes platessa (European plaice), 1240 nucleotides long. Its product is annotated as phospholipase B1, membrane-associated. Gene Ontology annotation, cellular component: brush border membrane. NCBI's taxonomy places the organism in Eukaryota, Metazoa, Chordata, Actinopteri, Pleuronectiformes, Pleuronectidae. The record is from RefSeq and is a predicted model, not a curated record. Gene Ontology annotation, molecular function: A2-type glycerophospholipase activity; retinyl-palmitate esterase activity; phosphatidylcholine lysophospholipase A1 activity. Gene Ontology annotation, biological process: phospholipid metabolic process. The transcript has 9 exons. Bases 17 to 751 code for a protein of 244 amino acids.
CGAUCAGAUAAGACACAUGAUCCACACGUUCAAGUCGUAUCCAGGUCUGAACUUCCUCGAGGACUGGAAGGUGGUGACGAUGCUGAUCGGCAUGAACGACAUCUGUGAUUACUGUAAAGACAAGAUUCUAUUCUCCCCCGACAGUUUCAUCCGCCACAUAACAGAAGCUCUGGACAUGAUGAUGGAUGAGAUCCCCAGAACCAUCGUGAACGUGGUGCAGAUUCUUCCCAUGAAGCCCCUGAGAGACGUCCAGAGACCGACGCUGGGAUGUCAACUUCAAAAGAGUUUCUGCUCGUGUCUCGUUCAACCUGAAGAAAACUCCACUGAGCUGAAGGAGCUGGUUGAGAUUAACUCUGAAUUCCAGAGACGAUUAGAGAAGCUCCUGCACAGCGAUCGCUUCUUUAAAAACGACUUUGCUGUUGUUCUGCAGCCGUAUUUAGAGAACGCACAACCACCCAGACUUCCUGACGGGACAAUUGACUUGAGCUUCUUCACGGCAGAUUGUUUCCACUUCACUGUGAAGGGACACGAGGAGCUGGCCAAGGGACUGUGGAACAACAUGUUCCAGCCUGAAGGAGCCAAACAGAAGAUCGAGACGUUUACAGAUCCGUUGAAACUCAUCUGUCCACCUGAGGAUCACCCUUACAUCUACACCAGACCCACAGUAGCAUCGUCUGCUCCGGCCCUGAGUCGUGUCUCCUUGAUGCUGACGUCUCUGCUGUCUCUGGCCGUCAUGUUUUAUUUACCUUAAUUCAAUUUAGUACCUGGAUUAAAGAUUUAAGAUCCAUAAGAGCCUUUGACCCUCAAACAUAAACACUCAGGGACGUCUGAAGGGAAAUAUCAAAUUUAUCUUUUAGAAAAUAAAAAAUGAGAAAAACAAAAGUCAGAUAUAAUACUACAUUCAUUAUGCAGAAUUGUUUUUAAGUUUAUUUUUAAUUAAAUCCUUUGUCAAAUAUAAAAAAACAUCAUGAUCUAAUCUCUGCGAACAGUUUCCACAAAUUUAAUAAAGAAGUUUGACUCCACAGUGAGACAGAUGUGUCCACACAUCCACAUCCGGUUAUUAACCUGAAAACUUUAUUAUUUACUGAAUCUUCUCGUUUACAAGCUGCUGCUGUUGAUCAAAUCUCGAAAAUAGACAAAUGUUGAGCUCUGAUUUUGUCCUUUAAUAUCUUGUAAAUGUUGUUGUGUAUACGUGAGCCUGUGUUGUGUGUCUGUAACCAGGACAAACUUGACAUUGGAA